This is a messenger RNA of Paramecium pentaurelia, 606 nucleotides long. The record is from the annotation of a GenBank genome assembly. NCBI's taxonomy places the organism in Eukaryota, Ciliophora, Oligohymenophorea, Peniculida, Parameciidae.
AUGUAGGUUGAAUCUUAAGUUGUCUACAAAUUUAUACUCCUGGAAUACCCUUCUGUAGGAAAAACUGCUUUUAAUAUUAAUUCAUUUAAUGAACAAUAUCAGCCAACAAUUGGAGUAGAUUUCCAUUCAAUAAAAUUUGAUUCGAACAGUAAAGCCUUAAAUUUGUAGGAAAAUAUUUAAUCUAAAAUGUGAUUUGAUAUACAACAGGAGAGUAAAGAUUUAUAAGCUUAACCUCAAUUAGUAUUAAAGGAGUUGUCAUUAUUGGUGAUGUUACGAAUAGGUAAUCCUUUAAUGAUUUAUCUAAAUGGCAAGAAAGUAUCCCGCUCUGUAUUAUUAUUAUAGAAGUUAAAAAUAAUACCAAUUCAUAUGUGCCUAAAUUGUUGAUUGGGAUUAAAUCUGAUUUGCUGGUAAAGAGAAGUAAUUUUUAAAGAAGGAUAGCAAUUGGCCAAUACUUCAGGUAUGUUGUUUAUAGGUACAUUAUUAAAAAUCACAUAAAAAUCUGCAAAGGAAGGAAUUAACAUUGAUCAAGCUAUGAAGAAUUUUUUAAAUGAAGCCUUAGCUUAAAAUGAAAAAUAUAAAAAAGAAGACCAUUCUAAAAACCAAUGA